Messenger RNA from Oryctolagus cuniculus (rabbit), 1091 nucleotides. The record is from RefSeq and is a predicted model, not a curated record. NCBI's taxonomy places the organism in Eukaryota, Metazoa, Chordata, Mammalia, Lagomorpha, Leporidae.
CCCACGUGGCAGGAGCCAAGGGGUGGCUGCUCUCUCCGAAGGAGCGUGUGCCCUCCAGCCUGCUGGAGUCUGCGCCCUCACUCCCGCUGCUGCCCCGGCUUUUGAGCGCUUUGAUUGGCAGCCCCUAGCCUGAGGCGCGGCCAGGUGCGUGCCAUGGAGCUUGCCACAGCAAAGCAGGCGGCGGUGACGGCAGAGAGAGAAGCUGCUGAGCAGCGUGGGUCUGCUGGACCUGAUCCUGAGUUCCCAGAGCAGAGGGGAGGCUGUCAGGGUCUUGAGAAGUACAGUGUGUCUACAGAGGCGGCAGGGGGCAUGGGAGGGUCUGGCUGCUGGUGGACCUGCAUUCUGCAACAGGAUGGUGUCGGCUGGGACAGGCUAUGAGCAUGCGCAGUGGACUUUGGCUCUGGAAACUGUCCUGUUGCCAGCAAAGGCCUUCACAUGAGUGACUGACAGCCCAGAAACCAGCUGUUCAGGUAGCUCGGUUUGCUGUCAUGUCCAACGACCUGAGAAGGUGCUUCUCCUGGGAGAGAAGAGACACGCUCUGUGAAAGGAAGUCCUUUACAAACCAGUCAAAGCAAGGCUUUCGGCACCAUGGGGUCAUCACACUCUGCAGGAAACACAGACCUCUGGAUCUUCUUGGAAAUCUGCAGUAUCUGGCGACACUGGACAUGGAGUCUGUGGUGGCAGCGGUCGACUGCUCCUGGCCUGUGCCGUCCAUCUGCAUGGUCUCCAGAGAGAAAGGAGACGAUAAUCCCGCUAAUGCCCAUCACUGCCGCUGCCGAGGCAGCCAAGAAACAACCGCCAGUCUUUCUGGGAGCCGGAAUCUUGGAUUUCACGGGGAAUGGACACUCGUCUUUGAUGAGGAGCCUGGAGUCCAGAAAGCACUGGAAGUGUUGGCUGCAUGCAGAGCAGACUUGCAUUCGCUCCCGGUCUCUGCACAUUUGGGGCUCUUUUCACAGCUCUCCGCUGAUGCACCUGAGAAAGUGGUGAAAGAUGGCACAAGCGCUGGGGCCUCUGCACCCAUUUGGAAGACCCAGAGGAAGCUUCUGGCUUCGACACGGCACAUCUCUAGCUGUUGCAACCAUUUGAAGUAG